AUGUCUUGGAUUUUCAUUGGUGGAGUUGUUCUCAUUUUUGUCGCCAUCACACCAUGUUUGGCGCAGGUCGAAGACGGCCCACAAUUUUUGUGGAAUCGAUGGGAGCAACGAACGAUUGAUUGUAUUUACAGUGGGAGGCCCGACGAAUGUGUUCUUCGUGCACCGAAUGCCAAGAAUCCUAUUGAUUUGACAAAUUACAAAUGCCGUCGUGAGCCGAUGCCUCAAUCCGAUUGGAACACUCUCGCCGUGAACUCGACGACGCGUCUAGCGUGCCCUCUAAAAUGCCCAAUUAAUUUUGAUCUCUCGGUGCUCCAAAAAGAGCCAUACGUGAACAAGAAUUGUCAAAAGUAUUACACGUACGGAAAAUAUUGGGAUAAUCAAACAAACGAUUGGUUCAUUUGGAUGACCGAACCGUGCGUCGCUGCGAUCACAACACACUGUCGAUUCAAUGAUGUUCCGGCUCGUGUCGGCAAGAAUGAGGUGGAUCUCACGAAAAAUGAUGGUCCCAAACAGACGAAAUUGAGCGAAGAACGCAAAAAGGCUGUAUAA
Molecule: messenger RNA, 549 nt
Organism: Caenorhabditis bovis
Lineage: Eukaryota; Metazoa; Nematoda; Chromadorea; Rhabditida; Rhabditidae
Source: the annotation of a GenBank genome assembly